This is a messenger RNA of Periconia digitata, 1558 nucleotides long. Lineage: Eukaryota; Fungi; Ascomycota; Dothideomycetes; Pleosporales; Periconiaceae. The record is from the annotation of a GenBank genome assembly.
CUCGCAAUAACUGUACCAUAGACCGACGACGACUGAACGUCAACCUAUCAUACCAACAUCAACUCUCCGUUGCGAACACUUCCAACCAAAGAAAACAGUCUUUUAUCUUUUCGGCUUCAUGCUUCCAAAACGUGCAGCUUCCACGGAACCAGAGGUCGACUGCUCGUCUCCAAAGCGCGCGCGCUGCACACUCCCGAGUCCUUCAGCAUCACACUCUCCAUCCCAACGAAUCCUCUAUAAUACAAAAUAUCGUCUCACGCACCUGCAGUUCUCAGUCAGAUAUCAAGCUUCGUCUGCCUCUUGCAAUCAUCGCCAGCACGAAUCGCCAGAGGCUGUUGAGCCUCCUCAAUCUCAAUCCUUCCCUACCGCCCCUCUUUACGAUAGAACCACGACUGACGCGACCUUCCCUGCGCCUACACAUCUCACACGCGAGAAUCUUCUGCUUCACGAAGCAUCGUAUCUUCCAGACAUGCAGUCUACCCCAAGUAGCGAGGCCUCCAUCUCAGUCGAACCCGCGAAAGACAUCGACAGACGGCAAGCGGCAUACGGCAUAUUUGUGCAUCGCGGUGACAUCCCCGAGGUAUUGAGGAAACACAUUGAUGAGGUUGUUAUGGAUAUGCGAAAGGAGGCUACACCGUCCGCUGCACGGCUUGCUCGUAAUUCGAGAAGAGCUCGUGGUAUGAACGAACCGCAGGGCAAGGAGAUGCUCGCAAGGGACUUGCUUUUCAAGACGGAGAUUGACGAUGGUGAGGAGCUUAUUCAGGUUCUCCCCGAGGUCACAUUCGCUCGCCAUUGGCUUCCUGCUGCGCCUAAUAAAUGGGUUGAGAGACAGUACGGUGCUCUGGAGCAGCCGCGGCCCGAUCAUGCUGUUGGGUAUAUUACCCAACAAGACGCGUAUUCGAUGGACCCUCGCUCAAAAGCGGCACUGGAGCGUACAGAGGAGGACAAGAUCAUGAGACACGCAUUGACUUCCCAACUGCAUUUUCCAUUUCUUACUUGCCAGUGGAAGAGUCAAAAGAGUGGAGAAGGUCACUAUCAUGCUUCGUUACAGGGCGCACGGGAUGGAGCGGCUAUCGUGCGCAAUCUUCACGACUAUUAUCGGAGUGCGCAGUAUGUGACAUCGAUAGUAGACACGGCACAUUUUUCACUUACUACCGACACCGACAGUGCAAAACUGUGGGUGCACUGGCUGGAGAACGCAGAAGACAGAGGAACGGACUACCAUAUGGAACUAAUUAGCCAAGCUUUUUUAAGACCGCUGACAUCACGAGAUACCGGCAUGGUCGACAUGCGCAAGAUGCUCCGCAACAUCCUCGAGUAUGCGGUGACCGUGCGGUUGAACAAAAUCAAGGCUGCCAUUGCCAGUCUACCGCUACCUCUGCCGCGAAUGCAAAGUCCUAAGCGGGGACAGUCAAAGAAGUCGAUGUCUUCGACAGACACUAUGGCCAGCUCUGCAGCGCUAGUAGGGCAUCCGCUCACUACUGCACCGAGAUUUGAUGCGCAGCCAUCAGCGCCAGAAUCGUUUUCUCCACCGCACAAGAGACUGAGAGAAGAAUAG